UUCUGGGGGGGAUUUUACUAUUGCACAUUUUGGGGGCCCUGUUUUGUGGUUACCGGGAUUGACUGAGAUGUUGCAAUGAUCAUGGCAGCGCAAGUGGUUUCAGCUGCUGCGCCGACCACCAAUGCGAACAAUAAAGGUAAAAACCAGGGUCUUCCUGGACUGAAUCAGGACUUAAACUCUGGGGGGACAGGACCAGGUUCAGGAUCUAUCCCUGGAUUAGGAGAUGGGACUCCAAACAGCGGAAUGAACAAUAAUGUGGAUCACCUCCACCACCACAACCUUUUGCACCACCAUCACCACCACCAUCUCCUUCACCAUCAUCACCACCAUGAAGUAAACAUGGCAAAUGCAAAUUCAUUAUCAUCCUCAUCUCUCUUAUCCUCCACCACUAAUAAUACAAACAAUAACAAUAGCAGCAAUUCAGACACAGGACUGAAGGAUGGGAGAAAUCCGGCAGUCUCACCCCAUUUCCAGGCUAUGGAGAUGGGUGGUGGGAUCCCCAACCACAAGUUAAAGUGUGGUAGUGUUGGGGACUAUCUUGCUCAUUCUCAUCACCAUGGCCAUCACAGCCAGCAGCAUACACCCCACCAUGCACCCCAGCAUCUGCAGCAGCAACCUCCCCACCACCCCAACCAUCCACCCCAGCAACUUAAUCAGCUGCAGCCCCAGCAGCAACUAGCAGGGGCAGCACAACAACCAACACCGAAUAAAAGCAGCCCUGGAGGAGGAAGCAAUAGCAGCAGUGAGGCGUCAGAUAUGGAAAAUCAGCAGCAGCAACAACAACAUGCUGGUGUGGGAGAAGAGGGCUGUAAUAAUGCUGGUGCAGGGGAAAAAGAUGUUGCUUUGGUUAAUCAGGGCGACCCCCAGUCUAGGAGGACUGGCAUGGCAGGAGAAGAAGACGAUCUGCAGGGAAAAAUGAUGGCUGGGGAGCCCAUGAGCAGUCGGUAUGAGCAUGCAGUGCUGGGAGGAGGGCAGCAGCAAGGAAACAACAGCAGCAGCAGCAAUAAUAAUAAUAAUAUUAGUGGCAACGGUGGAUCAUCUUCUUCUUCAUCCUCUUCUUCCUCCUCGUCUGAAUUUAAUAAUUAUUAUGGCAGUGCAUCAACAAACAGAGUAGGGCCUUGCUUUGAUCAACAUGGCAGACAACAAAGCACUGGUAUGGGGAUGAUGCAUUCUGGAUCUACGGCCCCCAGCAGCAACAUAGACCCCAUGCAGAACUCCCAUGAAGGGUAUGGCAGCAAUCAGUAUGACCACUACCAGGGAUACAGCAGGGCCGCUGCUGCUGCAGGAGGAGGGGCGGGAAGCUAUGGCAGCUCUACCUCUGCAUAUGGGGUGCUGAGCUCCCCAAGGCAGGCUAGCACUAGUACCCCAGGCAGCAGCAACAUGAUGAUAGGUGAAAGAGGUGGCAGUCAUAGUAAGCCACCUAGUGCUUCCAACGCAGGGGGCUUCCAAAGGUACCAGGGACAAAACCAGCACCCAUCAGGUGCCACCCCUACUCUGAACCAACUCCUAACAUCCCCUAGCCCUAUGAUGCGGAGUUAUGGAGGAAGCUAUCCUGAAUACAGCACUCCUAGUGCACCCCAGCAACCGUCAAGCAAUGCACAUGGGAGUCAACAGCCCGGGGGCAUGGGAAUGGGCAAAGACAUGGGGUCCCAGUAUGGAGCUACCACCACAGGCUGGGGAGCACAACAAAGAAAUCAUCCAGCUAUGAGCCCUGGAAGCACUGGACAAACCAUCAGCAGAUCCCAGCAGGGAAGUCCAAUGGAGCCAGUGGUAAUGAAAAGACCUCCACUUUAUGGAAUGGGCAAUAGUCCCUACUCUCAGACACAGCAAAGCAGUCCUUAUCCAGGCCAAUCAUAUGGACAACCAGGACCACAAAGAUAUCCAAUGGCAAUACAGGGACGGACCCACAGUGGCAUUACAGGAAUGCAGUAUCCACAGCAACAGAUUCCACCUCAGUAUGGUCAACAAGGCUACUGCCAACAAGGCCAACAGCCAUAUUACAGCCAGCAGUCGCAGCAUCACUAUUCACAGCCACAGGGUCAGUACCUGUCACAAGCUCAACAGCGGUAUCAAGCCCAGCAGGAAGUUCCUCCUGAAAGCUACGGAAACAGAACUCAACCUCCUUCAAUGGCUCCUGGAAAGACUAACCAUGACGAUUUGAAUAUAAUACAACAAGAGAGGCCAUCAAGCUUACCAGACUUAUCUGGUUCUAUUGACGACUUGCCAACUGGAACUGAAGCAACAUUAAGUUCGGCUGUGAGUGCCUCGGGUUCUACAAGCAGCCAGGGGGAGCAAAGCAAUCCUGCACAGUCACCCUUUUCUCCUCAUGCAUCACCACAUCUACCCAGCAUCCAGGGUGGUGGUCCAUCACCAUCACCUGUGGGCUCACCAGUUGGGAGCAACCAGUCAAGAUCAGGUCCAAUAUCACCUGCUAGUAUUCCUGGAACCCAGAUGCCACCACAACCGGCAGGCAGUCAAACUGAAUCCAGCUCACAUCCUGCGUUAAGCCAGUCACCAAUGCCACAGGAAAGAGGUUAUAUGCCCGGUGUACAGAGAAACCACCAGUUGCCACAAUAUGGACCCCAGCAAACUGGGCCUUCUAUGUCUCCACAUCCAUCUCCUGGAGGUCAGAUACAUCCUGGUAUGGGCAGCUUUGCACAAGGAAACUCCAGCAGCACUUAUGGCUCUCAGAUGAACCAAUAUGGAACGCAAGGUAAUUACUCAAGGCCACCAUCAUAUUCUGGAGUACCGAAUACAAAUUACAGUGGACCAGGCCCUGGAAUGAAUAUAAACACCAACAACCAGAUGCAUGGGCAGGGGCCCAGUGGCUCUAUGAACAUGGGCAGAAUGCCUGGCAGCACGGUGCAAAGCAGGCCAUAUCCUGGAAACAUGGUGAAUAUGACCCCCAGUUCCCCUGGCAUGACACAGCAGGGUGCUCCAGGGAUGGGACCACCCAUACCUUCUGUAAACCGCAAAGCACAGGAGGCAGCAGCUGCCGUGAUGCAAGCAGCCGCUAACUCUGCUCAAAGCAGGCCACCAUACAUUAGGUUGCCUGCUUAUCCCAGCCAGUCUGGGGCUGGUGGACGCCCCAUGUUUUCCUCACAGCAUCCCAACUAUGGCAACUCUCAGGUUCCAAUGAUGCAUCAGCCUGAUCAGUACGGACAAAGCGGGUUUCCUGGGAUGAACCAGAGUGGCCUUAUGGGAUCCAAUUCUCCGUACAGCCAAUCCUUGAAUAGCAAUGCUGCCAUGAUGACUCCACAAUCAUCCCCCUACAAUAUGAUGAACAGUUCAGCAGGUCACUUGGGUCUUGCUGAAAUGAUGACUGGAGAUACUAAACUGCCUCCUUCCCUGAAACUCGAUGGUAAAGAAGAUGGGCCUCCCCACCCUGAAAUAAAGUCAAAGGAUAGCUACAGUUCACAGGGUAUAUCUCAGCCCCCAACCCCAGCCAACCUGCCAGUCCCUUCCCCAUUGUCCCCAAGCUCCGCUAGCAUCUCCUCCUUUCAUGGAGAUGAAAGUGAUAGCAUUAACAGCCCAGGCUGGCCAAAGACUCCAUCAAGCCCUAAAGCCAAUUCAUCUACUACCACUGGAGAAAAGAUAACUAAGUUGUAUGAGUUGGGGAGCGAACCUGAACGCAAGAUGUGGGUGGACAGAUACCUGACUUUUAUGGAGGAGAGAGGAACACCUGUUGCAACAUUGCCAGCUGUUGGUAGGAAGCCCCUAGACUUGGUCAGGCUUUACUUCUGUGUCAAGGAGAUUGGUGGUCUGGCUCAGGUUAAUAAGAAUAAGAAAUGGCGAGAGCUUUCGACAAAUCUAAAUGUUGGCACUUCUAGCAGCGCGGCAAGCUCACUGAAAAAGCAGUAUAUCCAGUACCUGUUUGCUUUUGAAUGCAAGAUAGAGAGAGGGGAGGAGCCUCCUCCAGAGAUCUUCAAUCCUGGAGAGUCGAAGAAACAGCCUAAGAUUCAGCCGCCAUCUCCUGCAAACUCUGGAUCUUUCCAAGGACCACAUACUCCCCAAUCCACUGGCAGUAAUUCCAUGGCCGAGAUGCCUGGGGAUUUAAAGCCUCCAACUCCCGCAUCAACACCACAUGGACAGAUGCAACCAAUGCCAAGUGGCAGGAACAGUUCAGUGAACGUACAGGACCCUUUCUCAGACGAUUCAGGUUUUCCAAAGCGCAAUUCAAUGACUCCAAACGCUGCUUACCAACAAGGAAUGAAUGUGCCAGACAUGUUGAGCCGGAUGCCAUAUGAGCCCAACAAAGAUCCAUUCAGCAGCAUGAGAAAAGUGCCUGGGAGCAAUGAGCCUUUCAUGACCCCUGGCCAAAUGGCAAACAGCAGCAUGCCAGAGAUGUACAACCAGACUCCCUCUGGGGUGAUGUCCAGUAUGAGUAUGACUCAGCGUCAGCAAUUUCCCUUUGGACCUGGAAGCUAUGAUAGAAGGUCAGAAUAUGUCAUGGGUGCUGAAAGCGCAAUGGGACCACCUGGUCAAAACAACAUGGGGCCUUCAAACAGUGAUCCAAGCAUGUAUUCACCAAACCGUUUUCAAGGACAACAAAGGCAUGAAACCUAUGGACAGCAGUAUCCAGGGCAAGGUCCCGCUUCAGGACAACCACCUUAUGGAGGGCACCAGCCAGGAAUGUACCCACAACAACAAAACUACAAACGUCAUAUGGAUAGCAUGUAUUGUCCUUCAUCGAAGCGCCAUGAGGGAGACAUGUACACUAUGCAGUACAGCAGCCAACAGCAAGAUGUGUACAAUCAAUAUAGCAACACUUACUCUGGACCUGACAGGAGGCCAAUGCAAGGACAGUAUUCUUUCCCUUACAACAGAGAGAGGAUGCAGAGUCCAGGGCAAAUACAGCAACAUGGCAUGGGACCUCAAAUAAUGGGUGGCCCAGUGCAGUCAUCUUCAGGUGAUGGUGCUCAGCAGAAUAUGUGGCCUGCACGCAGUGACUUACCCUAUCAAUACCAAGGAAGGCAAGGCCCAGCUGGCACACAACAGCAAGGAACUUAUCCAGCUAUGAACCGUUCUGAUGAUAUCUUGGUACCUGACCAAAGAAUGAAUCAUGAGGGUCAGUGGCCAUCUCAUGGAAACCAACGUCCGUCUUCCUACAUGUCCCCAUCUGGAGCAUUGCAACCAAACACUAGAGCGCCACCAUCAUCUUACCAGACCCCACCAUCUAUGGCAAACCACAUUUCAAGGGCCUCAAGCCCUGCCUCAUUUCAGCGCUCACUGGAAAACCGUAUGUCACCAAGCAAAUCUCCUUUCUUGCCUUCACUAAAAAUGCAGAAGGUUAUGCCCACAGUUCCACCAACUCAGACAACUGGGCUUUCUUCACAGACUUCUAUCAUCAGGCGUGAAAUUACCUUUCCACCUGGCUCAGUGGAAGCAACUCCACCGGUCUUGAAGUCAAGGAGAAAAAUUACCUCAAAAGACAUUGUAACACCUGAAGCUUGGAGGGUAAUGAUGUCUUUAAAAUCUGGUCUCUUGGCUGAAAGUACAUGGGCUUUAGACACCAUCAACAUCCUAUUGUAUGAUGACAGUACAGUGACUGCUUUUACCCUAUCUCAGCUGCCUGGCUUUUUGGAGCUCUUGGUGGAAUAUUUUAGGAAAUGCCUCAUUGAUGUCUUUGGGAUAUUGAAGGAGUAUGAAGUUGGGGCAAAUGUUUGUGAUGCUCUUGAAAAUGACGUAGAUGGUAGUCCAUCUACAGAGGAAGAAGAAGCUGCUAUGGAUUAUGAAGGUGGUACAGAAGAGGAUGAAGUUAUAGAUGAAAAUGAACCUGAUCAGGAUGAUACCAGUGUAUUAGAUGAGAAAGAAAACCUAAAACCGGAGGAAAAAAACACCUCAUUCAUAAAACCUGAAAAGUUAAUAAAUCGACAUGAGAAGCCAAAACAAGCAAGUAAAUUUGAUAGGCUGCCAAUCAAAGUUGUAAAGAAGAAUGAUCUAUUUGUUAUUGACCGUUCUGACCGACUUGGACAUGCUCAGGAAUUCAAUAGUGGGCUACUUCAUUGGCAGCUUGGUGGAGGUGAUACAACUGAACAUAUUCAGACUCACUUUGAAAGUAAAAUGCAAAUUCCCUUGUACAGGAGACCUCAAAGAUCAGUCAGUCCUCAAAACAAAAAGAAGAAAGAGCAAGAUGAUAGAUUUCUACCAGAUAAUGAUGAGGAUCAACCAGAAAAGAGUAUAACUGCAACCAUUGAUGAUGUACUCUCUGCAAGGCCUGGUGCACUCCCAGAAGAUUCCAGUAAUGCUUGCUUGCAAAUAGAGAGCAACAAACUUUCGUUAGGAAUCCACCACGCCAAAAGUCACAGGAAUAUAACAUUACUGGAAGAUGAACCGAGAAGCCGAGAUGAAGUUCCUUUGUGUACAGUAGCUUCUUGGCAAGACUCUUUGGCCAGGCGUUGCAUUUGUGUGUCAAAUAUUAUCCGUAGUUUGUCUUUUGUGCCUGGGAAUGAUGCCGAGUUGUCAAAACAUUCAGGCUUGGUCUUGACCCUUGGGAAAUUAAUUCUCCUCCAUCAUGAGCAUCCAGAAAGAAAACGAACACCACAGACUUAUGAAAAAGAGGAGGAGGAAGAAAAAGGUGCCAGCUGCAGCAAGGAUGAGUGGUGGUGGGACUGUCUCGAGGUACUGAGAGAAAAUACUUUGGUCACAUUAGCUAAUAUUUCUGGACAAUUAGACUUGUCUGCAUACACAGAAAGUAUCUGUUUGCCAAUCUUGGAUGGUUUACUACACUGGAUGGUGUGCCCAUCUGCUGAGGCACAGGAUCCUUUCCCAACAGUAGGGCCCAAUUCUAUUCUUUCCCCUCAGAGACUUGUGCUUGAAACAUUAUGUAAACUCAGUAUACAGGACAAUAAUGUGGAUCUUAUUUUAACCACGCCUUCUUUCAGUCGCCAAGAAAAACUCUAUGCGACGCUAGUUAGGUAUGUCGGGGAUCGCAAAAACCCUGUGUGUCGAGAAAUGUCUGUGGCGCUGCUUUCGAACCUUGCUCAGGGGGAUUUUGUGGUAGCAAAGGCUAUAGCUUUGCAAAAAGGAAGCCUUGGGAACUUAAUAAGCUUCUUGGAAGAUGGUGUUACCAUGGCUCAAUAUCAGCAGAAUCAACAUAACCUCAUGCACAUGCAGCCUCCCCAUUUGGAGCCUCCCAGUGUAGACAUGAUGUGCAGGGCAGCUAAGGCUUUAUUAGCCAUGGCCAAAGUGGAAGAGAACCACUCCGAGUUCCUUUUGCACGAAAGCCGUUUAUUGGAUAUCUCUAUAACAGCGGUUCUGAACUCUACCGUUUCCUCAGUCAUUUGUGAUGUACUCUUUCAAAUAGGACAGUUAUGACACCAGUGGGAAGCCAAGCAUGUGUGAGGGGAGAGUAGGAAGUCGCAUAUAACUGGCUAUUUUUCUGUUCUUUAGAGAAGAAGAAACAUGAUAAAUAAAAGCAAAACAAAGAUGCUCCUCACCCAGUCAUUAUUUACCAAUUGGAAUUUCUAAGAAAUGGUUAAUGAGCUAUGAAAAUAAAUAUUUGCUGUUUGUGUAUGUUCAUUCUAUUUUAUUUUAAUUUUUUUCCUUUACCAAAGUUGGUGAUUGUUUUAUUUGAAGGUCAUUUUGGAUCUUAUUAUUUUUUUAGUUUUCUUUUUCUUGAUUGUAUUAUUAGCCUUAGGGGACAGAUAAACCCAUGUGAGCAUUGUAAAAAAUGAAACUUUAUCAUUUCUUUGAAGAGAAUAAGUUGUUAUUAUUUCAGUUUUCAUAUUCAGAGUAUUUUUUGUACCCUUGAGUUAAAAGAAAUGUACCAAACCAGUGUGCAAUAGAACCACUAGUGACAUUGUUUAAGUAUGUGGAAAGGGGGACUAAGUUUAAAAAAAAAUCUGUUUUCAUCCUUUGGAUAACAGUAAUAUUAGAAUAGAAGCAGAGUGAAUAGACACUUAUCUGGAAAAAAUUCAGAACAUUUAAACCUAUUAAAAAAAAAAAAGAAAGAGUUCAAAAAUUCAUACAUGCCACUUUCAUAAUCAAGUAUAGUAUUUGAGAUUUCACAUGAUAACAGCCUUUAGAUGCUUUGUUAUAUUUUUUUUUGUUUUUCAUUUCUCAUUAUUACCCAGGGUCUGGGAUGUAUAUAAGAAAUGUACAGGCCUUUACUUUGUUUCUUUUCUUAAAAAAAUAAUUUUUAGUAUACUUUGGCUAUUUCCCCAUGAUGUGGUUAAAGUAAUAGACUUUUAUUGUCAUCUUUUUUUUUCUCCUUUGUCAUGGCACUGAAAAAAAAUCCUAGCCAUAUAUCCCACAAUGAGGGUAAUGUGCAGGUUUCUGUAUGUAUAAAAUAAUGCUCUAUUUUGGUGUAGCCGCUGGACACUUGCAGGUUGCAGUUACAAUGUGGAGAUAGUUGCCUGCCAACUAAAGAAGAUAAUGGUUAUAUUAUACAAAUGGCAGUUAUAACAAUACAACAGAUGAAUCGACACAACUGCUGAGGUUUUUCAGUGAUGAAACUCAACAUAUUUGUAUUUCAAGAAAAUGUAGUUUAAAAAAAAAAAAGAAAAAAAAAGAAAAUGAAAAAACUUGUUGUAAAUUCCUCCUUUUCCUCUGGCUUAAUGAAUAUCAUUUAUUCAGUAUAAAAUCUUUAUACUAUAUGUUCCACAUGUUAAGAAUAAAUGUACAUUAAAUCUUGUUAAGCACUGUGAUGGGUGUUUUUGAAUAAUCACUUUUUCCUCUUGUAUAUAGAUUUUGAAGUAUGUUAAUGGUCUUUUACACAAUGUUGCAAUAUACGCUCUCUGACAUGGAAAAGGGUUAUAUACUGUACUGCAAGGUUCAGCUUUUAUAUUAAUACUAAACAGACUGUAUAUAUUUUUGUAGAAAUUAGCAAUAGCUUUAUUUGCUUCCCGUGGGUACCAAGUUGCAUUGAGAAAUAUUGUUAUUUUGUGUGCAUAGAUUUUUGCUGUAAAAAAACAAAACAAAAAACGAAAAGCCA
Molecule: messenger RNA, 8935 nt
Organism: Nanorana parkeri
Lineage: Eukaryota; Metazoa; Chordata; Amphibia; Anura; Dicroglossidae
Gene: ARID1B
Product: AT-rich interaction domain 1B
Exons: 22
Coding region: 76-7317 (2413 amino acids)
Biological process (GO): chromatin remodeling; regulation of transcription by RNA polymerase II; positive regulation of DNA-templated transcription
Cellular component (GO): nBAF complex; SWI/SNF complex; nucleoplasm
Molecular function (GO): nucleosome binding; DNA binding
Source: RefSeq, a predicted model, not a curated record